Fusarium verticillioides 7600 is the source of this 1442-nucleotide messenger RNA. RefSeq lists its product as hypothetical. The record is from RefSeq and is a predicted model, not a curated record. The transcript has a single exon. Bases 195 to 1352 code for a protein of 385 amino acids. Lineage: Eukaryota; Fungi; Ascomycota; Sordariomycetes; Hypocreales; Nectriaceae. Gene Ontology annotation, cellular component: cytosol. Gene Ontology annotation, biological process: dehydro-D-arabinono-1,4-lactone biosynthetic process. Gene Ontology annotation, molecular function: D-arabinose 1-dehydrogenase [NAD(P)+] activity.
UAUUAUAUCCAAAAUGCCAUUCUGAAUAACUGAUUUCUAUUCAAAAUUCAUAUUGAAAGGGCCAAUACAUAUCGCAAAUCGAGUGAAACUGUCAUAGCUACAGAUCUCUUAUUCUUUAUCACUUCAACUAUCUCAAUCUAAUAAUCAUCUACUCCGUUCUCUACUCAAACACAUCUCUCCAAUAUCACGACAUAAUGUCACCGAUCUCUUCACCCCCAGCCUUGGUCAUGGGUGGAGCAGGCUUCAGCUACCAACUGAACCCUGACCCCGAAUCACUUCCUAUCGUCGACAUCCUCUUACGCGCAUUCGAACUUGGCGUGCGCACCAUUGACACAUCACCAUACUAUGAGCCUUCAGAGCAACUUAUGGGCGCUGCAUUAUCAGAUUCCCGUAUCCAGUCAGAAUAUCAACGGAGCGACUAUGAGCUCAUGACCAAGGUUGGCCGCAUCAAGGAAAAUGAGUUUAACUACUCCCCGGACUGGAUCAAAAAGUCUGUCGCCAGGUCACUGCAGCGAUUUGGAACUACAUACUUGGACGUUGUGUUCUGCCAUGAUGUCGAGUACGUCUCCUUGGAUGAAGCCGUCACAGCUGUUGGUGUAUUGCUGGAGUUUCAACGAAUUGGGGUUAUUCUGCGGGUCGGAAUCUCGGGCUACGACAUUGAUGUUCUCGCUGAAGUUGCUAGCCUUGCCAGACAGAAAUAUGGACACCCUGUCGAUGUUGUCCAAACCUGGGCUCAGCUCACCCUUCAGAACACACAAGCCGAAACCCGUGGGUUUGAUCGCUUCCGCGCAGCUGGUGUAAACACUGUGUUCUGCUCAAGUCCACUGGCUGUUGGACUAUUGAGGACAGGCGGUAUUCCUCUUGGACUGACAGGUGAUUGGCAUCCUGCGCCUCAAGGCCUGAGAGCUGCCGCGGCCAAAGCUGCUGAGUGGAUGGACAAGCAUGGAGAAGGAGAGAGUCUAUGCUCGCUCGCGAUGCAAUAUGCUAUUGUGAAGGCAAAGCAGAACUGCACAUCCUCAUUCUCUGUAUCAACUAUCACAGGGAUCAGCACCCUUUCCGACCUGGAGCAGAAUGUGGUUGCUGCUAAAAGGGUACUCAAGAAUGUCAGCGACUCUGAGAGUUUACUGGACUAUACCGAGCUGGACUCUCAGUCAGUGGAGAGAAGACUUGCCCUUUGUGAGCGUGUCCGCUUGAUGUUGGGGGAGUGGCUGGACUAUGACUUCUCUGGCAGGAAGCCCAAGGCAUUGAUUGGCGAUUCUACUCGGGAUGCGAAAAAGCCUGAUGUUGUGGAUAUCACAGCUUUAGAUGAUAGGGGCUUGAAGCAGUCUGCUGCAAUCAGAGUGUUGGCGUGAGGGGCAUGUACAUAUGGAUAUAUAUUUUAGAUUGACUUUGUAGAGGGAACAGACUAUCUUGCACGAGUGUAUACCACCCAGUCACUGUGC